CGAUCGCCGAGCAAGAUGGGACGUCCGGCCUUGCGCGAUAUGACCAAUGACCCCGGACCUCAUGGAGCCCCGCGGAAGCGCAAACUGAUGGUGGACAUGGGGAAGGAGCGCCUCAUGAUGAUGGAACGUGGAAUGGCCUCAAAGGAAGCACGCACGAAGCUCCAUGGGGUCGGCCUUGCCAAACCCGCCUCAAGCAAGGAGACGAGCAGCAACGCGUUCUUCCUGCGGCUCCUCAUGGAGACGCCAGCGGUGCAGGAAGCGAGCUUGCGCAAGAUGCCCCAGCACCGCCGGACGAAGAAGUCGCGCAGUCGAUUGAGUCUCGUCCAUGGCGACGAGCGCCGCCGACUCGCCUUUGAGGACAUAAGCGACGACGAGAGUUUGUCGGCAGGUAGCUCUCCAUGCAUGGCGCGAGACCGCGAGCAUGGAUACGAAGCAUCAUCAUCGAACCAGGGCUGUCGCCAGCCUACGUGGCUCCUUCGGCGCACCAUGGCACUUCGGUCGUACAAGGGGUUCCAUCCACGAGCAGCAUGGACAUCAGCGCAUCGUUGCACUCGCACGUUCACUCGACCCUCAACCUCUCGCUGGACGAUCUCUCCAUGGCAGAGCUCAUCCCACCCGAACGCCCUGCACUGAUGAAUCUUUCCAUGAACGAUGAGGACGAGCGAUGCGACGCUGUGGCGGACGCACCACCAUCACACCAAGGACUAUUGUCGUCCCGCCCACAUCCAAACCCAUCCUGCAGUAUUUCGAGCUUCUCAAGCCAUGCCGAGAUGAGCGACGCCCCCCACAUGGCGCCACCUCGUCGAGCGCAUGCGACCCACAAGCAAGCAAAGCCCUCGCCUGCCGUCAAGGCUGCUCCGAUCGGCAAGCCCAAGAUUGCCACCAAGCCUCGGAGGCAGCCACCGCCCGCCAAACGCCCACCGUCACCACAACGGACGAAACCCAAGACGACAUCGUCGCUGCCCCAGCGCGAUCGGCUCUCGCAGGCGUUUUUGCAGCGUCCGUCGCCGCCAUCGUCGCCACCUCGCCGGACUGCCGCCACGUACCGCUUGGACCGAAACAACCUUUGUUGCUUGCAGCAAUUAUUUCUCGUGUAAGACGAGUUAGCGCGUCGUGUUGCGCGGGCGCACAAACAUCUCUUCCUUGGUCU
This is a messenger RNA of Saprolegnia diclina VS20, 1150 nucleotides long. RefSeq lists its product as hypothetical. Bases 399 to 1097 code for a protein of 232 amino acids. The record is from RefSeq and is a predicted model, not a curated record. Lineage: Eukaryota; Oomycota; Saprolegniomycetes; Saprolegniales; Saprolegniaceae. The transcript has 5 exons.